This is a messenger RNA of Rhinocladiella mackenziei CBS 650.93, 807 nucleotides long. RefSeq lists its product as uncharacterized. The transcript has a single exon. Lineage: Eukaryota; Fungi; Ascomycota; Eurotiomycetes; Chaetothyriales; Herpotrichiellaceae. The record is from RefSeq and is a predicted model, not a curated record. The coding region runs from base 1 to 807 and encodes 268 amino acids.
AUGCCGGCGUCGUGGCGAGAUGGUCUCGUCAACGCCUUUCCGAUCCCGCAAGGUCGGGUGAAGCUGAAAAAAGGUUCGAAAGCUAAUAAUAAUAUCGACACAAUAUGUGAUGCGCUGGGGGAGGCUCUUGAUGAGACAUUCUCGGCUCCUCUUCGAGAUCCAUUUCCAUUCUUCGAACUCCCGGCGGAGAUCCGUAACAGGAUCUACCGACUGGUCCUGUUUAGCCCAACGGGCUCUCAGGGCGCAGAUGGCAAACCAAAACCUCGCACCGCGAUCCUCACCACGAGCAAGCGCAUGCAUCAAGAGGUUUCAUAUAUUCUCUACAGCUCGUCGAGCUUCCGAAUCUUCCCACUGCAGGAUUUUGAAUCCGCACCAGUCGUCCAAGACCUGCCUUUAAGGUACCGCAGCAUGGUGACCAAGUUGGAAAUGGUCGUGGGAUCAGACUGGACCAGACCGCCCAAAACCUGGCGUGUCAGCAGAUUGCUGGCGAAACGGCUGGGAAAAUUGUCGGCAGUACGGACCCUCAAAAUUUUCGUCACACUCGAUCCGAGCCAGCCCAUCUUCGAGCCGUAUUGGGUCUCGUUCGACUUCUACACCGAUUUCUGCGGGAAUCUACUCCGCGAUGUCCUAUCCAGUAUGCCGCAUCUUAUGGCCAUUGAAAUGGAUGGGUAUUCUAGUGUUGAUACCACAGGACCAUUAGUUUCGCGGCUCCGGGCUGAGGCGGAAGCUCAGGGGAAAACAUGUACAUUAGGACCUACGAAAUUGCUCGCCACUCCGACUGGAUUGAACCCGUUCUUCUGCCAAUGA